Messenger RNA from Caenorhabditis briggsae, 2769 nucleotides. It is a transcript of the gene Cbr-unc-5, whose product is annotated as Protein CBR-UNC-5. The record is from RefSeq and is a predicted model, not a curated record. Gene Ontology annotation, biological process: netrin-activated signaling pathway; motor neuron axon guidance. The coding region runs from base 1 to 2769 and encodes 922 amino acids. Gene Ontology annotation, cellular component: membrane. The transcript is spliced from 8 exons. Lineage: Eukaryota; Metazoa; Nematoda; Chromadorea; Rhabditida; Rhabditidae. Gene Ontology annotation, molecular function: netrin receptor activity; protein binding.
AUGGACGAAAUCACAAUCACAACACAACCCAAAUCCGGUUACGUAAUUCGAAACAAGCCAUUGCGUCUUCAGUGUCGAGCCAAUCACGCAACGAAAAUUCGCUUCAAAUGCUCGUCGAAAUGGAUCGACGACUCGCGUGUCGAGAAACAAAUCGGAACCGACUCAACAUCUGGAGUUGGCUACGUUGACGCCUCCGUCGACAUUUCCAGAAUCGACGUUGACACUUCUGGGCACGUCGACGCCUUUCAGUGUCAGUGCUACGCUUCGGCUGACGACGAUCAAGACGUUGUUGCUUCGGAUAUCGCUACAGUACAUCUUGCAUAUAUGCGAAAGCACUUUCUCAAAUCACCCGUCGCGCAACGGGUACAAGAGGGAACCACACUUCAACUUCCUUGUCAAGCCCCAGAAUCCGAUCCGAAAGCAGAACUCACCUGGUAUAAAGAUGGUGUCGUCGUUCAGCCAGAUGCCAAUGUUAUCAGAGCAUCCGAUGGUAGUUUAAUUAUGUCCGCGGCCCGGUUAUCGGACAGUGGAAAUUAUACAUGUGAAGCGACGAAUGUGGCGAAUUCCAGGAGGACAGAUCCAGUGGAAGUACAGAUUUAUGUCGAUGGCGGUUGGUCCGAAUGGUCACCGUGGAUCGGAACGUGCCACGUGGAUUGCCCUCUGCUCCGUCAACACGCUCAUCGGAUCCGCGACCCACAAUCAGUCCUACCACAUCAGAGACGAACGCGAACCUGUAAUAAUCCGGCACCGCUGAACGGUGGAGAGUACUGUAAAGGAGAAGAAGAGAUGACAAGGAACUGCAAAGUGCCGUGUAAAUUGGAUGGAGGAUGGAGCUCAUGGGGCGAAUGGAGUGCUUGCUCUUCGAGUUGUCAUCGGUUUAGGACACGAGCAUGUACAGUACCACCACCGAUGAAUGGAGGGCAACCGUGUUUUGGGGAUGACUUGAUGACACAAGAGUGCCCGUCACAACUCUGCACCGCGGACUCAUCCCGAAUUGUGAUCAGCGACACCGCUGUCUAUGGAUCCGUUGCUUCUAUCUUCAUAGUUGCCUCAUUUAUCCUUGCCAUCCUUGCAAUGUUCUGCUGUAAACGUGGCGGAAAGAAGUCGAGAUCCAGUAAAACUUUGAAAAUGACACCUGAAAAAUCUGGAGGAAUCUACUACUCUGAACCCCCGGGCGUACGACGUCUUCUACUGGAACAUCAACAUGGGACACUACUAGGAGAGAAAAUAUCGUCUUGUUCACAAUACUUCGAACCUCCACCCCCACUUCCUCACUCAACUACGCUAAGAUCUGGAAAAAGUGCAUUCAGUGGAUACUCGUCUACAAGAAACGCUGGAUCUCGAGCCGCCCUGAUUCAAGAAUGCAGUUCUAGUAGUUCUGGAUCAGGCGGAGGAAAACGAACGAUUCUCAGAACCUCUAGUUCCAACUGCUCGGAUGAUGAUAACUACGCAACGUUGUAUGAUUACAUGGAGGAUAAAAGUGUAUUGGGAUUGGACACUACUCAAAAUAUCGUUGCCGCACAAAUUGAUAGCAAUGGAGCGCGAUUGUCUCUGUCGAAAAGUGGAGCAAGGCUGAUAGUGCCAGAGUUGACAGUGGAUGGAGAGAAGAUGUUGUAUUUGGCUGUAUCGGAUACAUUGAGUGAUCAACCACACUUGCCACCUCUCGAAUCUGCUCUUUCCCCUGUUAUCGUGAUUGGUCAAUGUGACGUCUCCAUGUCUUCCUGCCACCAUGACAACAUUCUCCGCCGCCCUGUAGUCGUUUCAUUCCGUCACUGUGCUUCCACUUUUCCACGUGACAACUGGCAGUUCACUUUGUACACUGAUGAAGGAGCUGGAUGGCAAAAAGCUGUAACUAUCGGAGAGGAAACUUUGAAUACCAACAUGUUCGUACAAUUCGAGCAACCUGGAAAAAAGAAUGAUGGUUUCGGUUGGUGCCACGUUAUGACGAAUUCACUGGCAAGACUUAUGUUAGCUGGACACCCGAGAAGAAAUUCAUUGAGUGCUUCUAAAAGAGUGCAUCUUGCUGUAUUUGGUCCAAUGGAAAUGUCAUCGUACCGAAGAUCGUUUGAAUUGAGAGUUUAUUGUGUACCAGAGACUGGAGCAGCAAUGGAGAGUGUAUGGAAACAAGAGGAUGGCUCUCGACUCUUAUGCGAAUCCUUUGACUUCAUUCUGAACGAGAAAGGCAACUUGUGCAUCUGCAUUGAAGACGUCAUUCCUGGAUUCACGUGUGAAGGUCCUGAAGUCGUGGAGAUAUCCGAGACACAACACAGAUGGGUUGCUCAAAAUGGCCUCCAUUGCUCAUUGAAAUUCCGACCCAAGGAGCACAAUCCUCCUCCAUUCUCAACAAGAGUCAUAGUUUAUCAGAAGGCCAGCUCCACGGAGCCAAUGGUAAUGGAAGUGAGCAAUGAGCCAGAUUUAUAUGAUGCUACGAGUGAAGAAAGGGAGAAGGGAUCCGUUUGUGUGGAGUUUCGAUUGCCAUUUGGAGUGAAGGAUGAGCUCGCAAGACUUCUCGAUAUGCCAAAUGAGUCGCAUUCGGAUUGGCGGGGAUUGGCUAAGAAAUUGCAUUAUGAUCGAUAUUUACAGUUCUUCGCCUCAUUCCCGGAAUGUUCUCCAACCUCUCUUCUUCUGGAUCUUUGGGAAGCAUCAUCAUCCGGAUCAGCUCGUGCCGUACCCGAUCUUCUUCAAACCCUCCGAGUCAUGGGACGACCCGACGCUGUGAUGGUUCUAGAAAGAUUCUUGUCAGCUUUCCCGCAAAUUAUUUCUCCCUAG